This is a messenger RNA of Penicillium macrosclerotiorum, 2061 nucleotides long. RefSeq lists its product as uncharacterized. Gene Ontology annotation, biological process: DNA-templated transcription; regulation of DNA-templated transcription. NCBI's taxonomy places the organism in Eukaryota, Fungi, Ascomycota, Eurotiomycetes, Eurotiales, Aspergillaceae. The coding region runs from base 1 to 2061 and encodes 686 amino acids. Gene Ontology annotation, cellular component: nucleus. The transcript is spliced from 4 exons. Gene Ontology annotation, molecular function: DNA-binding transcription factor activity, RNA polymerase II-specific; zinc ion binding; DNA binding. The record is from RefSeq and is a predicted model, not a curated record.
AUGUCAGCCCUUGGUCGUCGGCGUAACCGCUCAUUGGCUUCCUGUGAGCCAUGUCGGAAGUCCAAAGUUCGAUGCGAUCACCAAAAGCCGAUCUGCGCAUCCUGUCAACGGCGUGGCUUCGGAUCUGAAUGCUGGUACCAUCCUGCGCCACUCACCAAAACACGCAGUAGUCACCGGACAGCCCUCCCAAGCCCAUUCAGACCAAAUCAGAUUACCCAUGAUGCACAUAUUACCACUGAAGAUAUUCGGCAAAACGCUUUGAACAGUCCAUUGGGUGGGCCUCUGCGAUUCCAUUCAUGGCCUUUCAUGGUGACUGAGCCUAACGCGUCAGGAGUCCAGGCUUUGGUCCACUCUGCCAGUGAUCAAAAAGUCUGCAGUAACCAUUUGACAGACAUGAUGGAAAUAGUCUCCCAGUUGAAGUUCCUGCCAAUGAUCGAGAAGUUGCUUCAGGACUUCUAUUCGUUUAAUCAGCUUAAUCUUGUGCCGAAAGAGGUCCUAUUACAAUUGUUAGCUUCGGUUCGGAAGCAAGUUGAAGGCUGCGUUGGUAACACAGGUGGAACGACCGAAUUGAUAGAAAUUCAAGGCCUUACUGACUUGGCAAAAAAUGUGGUGCGUUCUUCCUCAGUGGAAACCACCAUCUCCCAGUCCCUUGAUGUUCGGGGCUUUUGUGCAUUAUUUUCAGGACUCAACCUGCGAGUUGAAACGCUUGGUCUUAUUUACACCAUGACAGCACGGGCAGCAUUUUAUUGUGGAAAUGAUACUAUAGACAAUCAAUUUAUACGAGAUAUGGGUGAGUAUAGCAACAAGGCGCUACGGCUCGCACGGGAUCUUGCACCGCGAACAACCGACCUAAUGGUUUGGUUGGCACAUGAAAAUUUACAACUUGCAACUUGUUUUGAAGGGGAUGCAAGUCUAGGCGUUUGGCGAAGAUUAGGGGAUCUCGCUACAGAUCUGUUAGCGCUGGGGCUAAACAGAGAGGCUACAUAUUCUGUGGACCUAGCCCCUUUCUUUCUUUCAGAAUGCCGGAGAAGAUUCUUCGUAACCGACUAUUAUCUUGAUAAACUAUUUGCAAUGAUUUUCAAUCGGCCUCCACGGAUCACCGCACGGUAUGCAGACUGUAAGCUACCACUUGAUCUAUCGGAUGAUGAUAUUUUUGCCUCGACUCCAGAGAAACUGGAACAGGCAAAGUCAAACCUGAGCGAGGAUGGGUGGAAUAUGGAUGAAAACUAUAGAACUGCCACAUGGGCUCGAAUGCGCUAUGUUCUAAGUCAGUUUCGGGAAGAGAUUGUGGAAUAUCAAUAUCAGUCGGCUCAAAUCACUGAUCCAGCCCAGUUGAGGUGCUAUGAAACCUGGAAUAAUUUGCCUCGCCAUCUGAAGUACAACCAAAACUGCUGGGAGUCGAGUCUACCACCCACUACUUGCUAUAUGCAUGCAAAGGUGUAUAUUUCGUAUCUUCACAUCCACUUUCAGAUCUACCGAUUGCUUAGGGAGGGAGACGGCUUUCCGUCACCAGAAUUACUAGAGAUCUCAGGAAAUAUGCUUGAAACACUGAUUGAGCUGGAAAAAGUGCGGAACAGAGGAGCUUUGACACCUCGUGAUCAUCCCGGAAUAAUUCUUUCUUAUGGGCUCCCCUGUGCGUCUGUCAUCUUAAUGGCACUAGAAAAGGUGACCCAGGAUAAUACGAUGAGUCUUCCGCCUGUCGUCAAAAGCUCCGUUUUGAUUCGGAACCUCUCGAUCCUGGUAUCACAACUAGAGAACGUGUCUGGUCCCCGCGAGGUGAAUCAAUUAUUUUGCCUUCAAGCAUCAAAGGCAAUAUCACGGAAGCUUGAUAAUAUCUUGGAUUCAUUAACCGGCUCUAAUUCAUUGAUGUCGCCCGACACUUCGACAGACCAAUCAACGACUGAUAUUCCCAGAUUUCAUUCAACGGACUCGAACAAUGUCUCCUUGCAUACCAUGCACACUGACUCUUCGCUUCUUGAUGAUUUUGACACUAUCGAUAUGUUUUCGUGGGCUGUUGAUAGUGAUCUGGGAGCAUCAAGCAGCGAAUGGAAUUUGUUCUAG